Molecule: messenger RNA, 579 nt
Organism: Hydatigera taeniaeformis
Lineage: Eukaryota; Metazoa; Platyhelminthes; Cestoda; Cyclophyllidea; Taeniidae
Source: the annotation of a GenBank genome assembly
AUGGACAGAUAUGUGCAGUCUCCUCGCUGUGAAGUGUCUGACUCCCUACCUCCCCAUUCUGCUUCCAUUUCCAGGCCAAAUCUGAAAUUGACGCCUGCGGAAUUAACUCUCUCCAACAGUCCUCCGAGUCCCGAAGCCAUGUCUGAUUCGCCCACUGAAUUGCCCUCCACCGAAACCGAUGACUCUCCCUCCACUUUCCACAACCUCUAUCAACGCACCUCAAUGCUGGCAUCACCGUUCCCCUCCAAGCUUCAAAUUCGCUCCAUGGACGAUGACGAGGACUUGGCUGUCAUCGAUCAGGUGAAUCGACGUUUGGCAUUGGGCCAACUGGAGCCCUCACUGCCUUGGAUGCCGGUUCCACCGGGAGCUGGAUUGAUGGGCUAUCCACCACCAACGACAGAGCAGUACUCAGAAUCCUUUGCCGAAGCCGUCUUCCACCAUCAACAGCAGGAGAUGAUGUCCUCAAUGAUGAUGUCAGCAGCAACUUCACUGCAAGGUGGACAGUGCUUCUUUCCCAUGGAAACCGCCCUUCCAAUGUCAGGUGGUGGUGAGGCAGUGCAGUUUGGUCUGGUGAGUUGA